Molecule: messenger RNA, 709 nt
Organism: Sycon ciliatum
Lineage: Eukaryota; Metazoa; Porifera; Calcarea; Leucosolenida; Sycettidae
Product: myosin-2 essential light chain-like
Exons: 1
Coding region: 118-576 (152 amino acids)
Cellular component (GO): myosin II complex
Molecular function (GO): calcium ion binding
Source: RefSeq, a predicted model, not a curated record
AAACAACAACAUCCACAUCGUGCAACACGAACAGCAGCCAUCGCAGCUUCGACGUUUUUCAGUUCAGUUUCUUCUUGUCAGCUGCUGUCUAAACAGUGUAGAACAGAUCUAGACAAAAUGCCUCACGACGUUUCCGACAAGGACCUGUCCGAGUACAGAGAUGCGUUCUCCCUGUUUGAUAAGAAGGGCGACGAUAAGAUUGACUCAUCCCAGAUUGGAGAUCUUCUCCGAGCACUUGGCAGUAACCCGACAGAGGCAGAAGCCAAGAAGAUCGCAAAAGAGUUGGACCCGGAUGGCACAAAGCGCGUCUCUUUCGAGGAGUUUCUACCUGUGUUACUCUCAUGCAAGUCCUCCAAAGAGCAUGAUUUGACAGAAGCUGACUUUGUGGAGGGCCUCCGGACAUUCGACCGUGAUGGUACGGGUAUGAUCAGCGUAGCUGAACUUCGUCACGUCCUCACCAGCUUGGGUGAAAAGCUGACUGAGCAGCAAGUCGACUCCAUCCUCGCAAGUAUCUCCGAGGGAGAGCGAGGGCAGAUCAACUACGAAGAGUUCGUCAAGGCCGUCAUGUCGGGAUAGUCUGUGGAGUGUGGUCGUGGCGUUAUGACUUUUACUAGGAAAGAUAGUGGUUGUGUGUAUAUUUAUUUAUUUACUUUUAUUCUGAGUAACAACGGAGUGUACCUGAUUCAAUGAUCAAUUUCUUACUGCUUCA